Alosa alosa (allis shad) is the source of this 1760-nucleotide messenger RNA. RefSeq names its product general transcription factor IIIC, polypeptide 5 (gene gtf3c5). Gene Ontology annotation, biological process: transcription initiation at RNA polymerase III promoter. NCBI's taxonomy places the organism in Eukaryota, Metazoa, Chordata, Actinopteri, Clupeiformes, Clupeidae. Bases 108 to 1691 code for a protein of 527 amino acids. The record is from RefSeq and is a predicted model, not a curated record. The transcript is spliced from 11 exons. Gene Ontology annotation, cellular component: transcription factor TFIIIC complex.
GACAGACGGACCUCCUGUGUUUAGGGAAGUGGCAUGAAGAGAGCUGCAAUGUCUCUCUUUUGUUAAUCAGUUCCACCAAUAUCUCACCUAACAACAUUUUUUGAAGUAUGGCUUUUGCCAAGUCUUUAACCACAACGUUAACUCAAGACGACGAACUAAAAGGUGCUAACGUUACGUACACAAAUGUUCCUGUUGUACCUGGCAACUCCGCCACUGUCAGUCUCCCACAUACCAAAUUGGUGUGCGUGGAAUAUCCAGGAGUUGUUAUCAAUGUCGACAAAAUGUUGGAUACAAUUGGGGGUGAAAAGGGAGUUUCAAAGACAUAUUCAGACUCAACUAAACGUCUAGAACUUCGGUAUCGCCCUAAAGACCCAUACUGCCAUCCAGUGUAUGGAAACCGCUAUCCCUCCACCAACCUUCUGCUUCGGAUUCGUCGAAGAGUUCGGAAAGGAAACAGUCAAGACGUGCAAAUCAGCAUGGAAAUUCUGGGUGUGAUUGAGACGACGUACAAGUUUCAAGCAAUGGCAGACAUCCAGUAUCUGGCUGCACACUCAGAAUCAGACAAGUCAUGGACCUCAUUGUACAACAAAGUGAUUCUGCGCCAACCAGAGAAAAAGGAGUUCUUUGACCAGGAUGUGCCUCUCUUUCUCCCCCCACCAAUCUUCUCUCGCCUGGACAGCACCGUGGACUACUAUUACCGCCCAGACACACAGCACAAAGAGGGUUAUGGUCCUCCUCUGGCCUCCAGCGACAACCUAAUUGGCCUGAGUCGGGCGCGGCGGCCACACAAUGCCAUCUUUGUGAAUUUUGAUGACAAGGAAGUGCCCUCCGAACCACUGGAGGCAGCCAAGGUCAACUGGAAGAAAGUCAGCAUCCAUCCCAGUGAGAAAAGGGCAGAAGAAGAGAUUCUAAAGUUGUUUGAGAGAAGGCCCAUUUGGUCCCGCAAUGCGGUCAAGGCCAACAUGGACGUGCAUCCAGAAAAGCUCAAGUUGCUUCUGCCCUACGUGGCAUAUUACAUGUUGACCGGUCCAUGGAGAAGCAUGUGGGUGAGGUUUGGCUAUGACCCGCGGAAGACUCCAGAAGCAAAGAUUUAUCAAGUGCUGGACUUCCGAAUCCGCUGUGGGAUGAGGCAUGGAUAUGGUGUUGGUGAUAUGCCAGUGAAGGCCAAGAGAAGUGCAUACCAUCACAGUCUGUACACCACACUCAACAAAUCAGGUCCCCAGCCGGCCAGCCUGAAAGACAUCACGGAGGAGAGCAGCCCCAGUGCUUCCCGCCUGCCUGCGGAGCCCCGCUACAUGCUCAAGGAGUCUGCAUACAGGUUUCAUGACGGGAUGCUACCACCAUAUAGGCAGAUGUUCUACCAACUCUGUGACCUGGAAGUGGAGCAGUUACAGAAAAUCAUCCAUCAGAACGAUGGACAGGAGGAGGUCUGUGAUGAGCGGGACGGCUGGUGUGUGACCCGCACGCCUGACGAGCUCCGAGACAUCAUGUCCACCAUGAUCAAGAAUACCAUCCGAGCGUCCAAAUCUGCUGGACUACACCAAAAAAAGCAAAAAGGAGGCUCCGAUCCAAGUGGUACCAGCAAAGGAGAUGUAGAUGAGGAUGAAGAGGAUGAAGAGGAGACUGAAGAGUUUCCGCCAUCUGAUGGCAGUGAGAAUGAAAUGGAGACAGAGAUCCUUGACUACAUGUAGACCUAGACCAUUGAAAAAUACUUUGUUGUUUAUGUUUUUUGGUAAGAAAUAAAUUAUGUUUUCUAAAAA